UUUAGUUCCUAGCGCUUGCCUAAAUUUAUCACACAACCGACCCCGCAGCAUGACUCUGAAAGAUUGGGAACACGUUGAUUAUGGACGGGGAUCGCCUUCGGAUGCCUCUCUUUACCGACAAUGGAUUGGGCAUUGGUCAGCAAACCAGUCCAACCCAGAGAUACAUCGAUGCCUGAAGCAUAAAUAUUCAGAUCAUGCGCUUGUAGUCACUAUGGACCGCGCUCUAAAUCUCUUCACAUUCCCAGAGGCGCGUUUGACAUUGCACGGAACUGAUGGGCCUCUUUCCCAUGUAAUUUAUGAACCCCCGCCUCGUCGGGGGGCUGGGCCUGGCCAAUUAGUCCAGGACAUUCAAUUUGGAACAUACCGACUGGAUUGGAAGAGUGAAAUAUUUUUGGUUGUCAUUGCUGAAUGGCUGAAUAACGGCUUCCAGCCGACGCGCGUGCAUGCUGUCUUACGGAAAGGACCUGAUGUUUCCCCGAUCAAUGCACUUAUUACUGCUGCUUCUGCUUAUGCGACGGAAUUAAGGGAAGAAAUCUUUGUUUUCAACCAAGGAGUAUGGGACAAGGACCACGAUCUGUGGCUAGAAGUUCAAAAGGCUGAUUGGACAGACAUAAUCCUAGACGAAGAGUUCAAGGAAACGAUUCACAAAGAUGUGACUGGAUUUUUCAAAUCUGAGAAGAUAUAUAAGGAUCUGGCCAUUCCGUGGAAGCGUGGUAUCAUCUUUUGGGGGCCUCCCGGAAACGGCAAGACAAUGACUCUCAAGGCAAUCAUGAAGGAAUCCGCGAAUCCAUGCCUCUACGUGAAGUCCUUUCACAGUUGGAUGGGCGAUGAGGGAUCCAUCCGGGCAGUCUUCAAAAAAGCAAGGCAGACUUCUCCUUGUAUUCUUGUUCUCGAGGAUCUCGAUAGUUUGAUUACUGAUGAGAACCGCUCGUUUUUCCUGAAUGAGCUCGACGGACUGGAAUCAAACGAUGGCAUUCUUGUCCUUGGAACAACCAAUCAUUUUGACAAGCUUGAUCCAGGCUUGUCAAAUCGCCCUAGUCGUUUCGAUCGCAAGUAUAAAUUUGACAGUCCAAGCCUGAGCGAGCGGAUUUUAUACUGCAAAUACUGGCAGAGGAAGCUACGCACCAGCAAGUCCAUCAACUACCCAAAGACAUUGAUAGAGAAAGUUGCUGGACUCACCGCUAAUUUCUCCUUUGCUUACAUCAAAGAAACAUUUGUAUCAACCCUGACGUUCAUUGCCGGAGAUCAAGCGAAAGGGUGCGCAUUCGAAGAUAUCAUUGAAUCCCAAAUCACGUCACUGCGUGAGCAGCUUGGUCAUGAAGGUGUCCGGCAUCCUUAUGCUCGGCCAGAAGUACUUGGUAGACACGUCAACAGCGUCAACGCAGCGCGGCCACUUCCAGGUCCCCCGCCCCUAGUACCUUCGAGUAAUUAACAGGAUUGACAAACGUCGAUCUUUUUCAUCUGCUUGUGUAUAUAUGGCAUCAUUACGUCUCACAUAGCCAAAUUUCGGCCAUUCUACCGCCGAUGUAGAUAACACUAGUGGACUGUUGCAUCGUCAUGCGACCGCGGGGUAACAAGAGUAACAACAA
Molecule: messenger RNA, 1589 nt
Organism: Cantharellus anzutake
Lineage: Eukaryota; Fungi; Basidiomycota; Agaricomycetes; Cantharellales; Hydnaceae
Product: P-loop containing nucleoside triphosphate hydrolase protein
Exons: 9
Coding region: 50-1432 (460 amino acids)
Biological process (GO): protein import into peroxisome matrix
Cellular component (GO): peroxisomal membrane; cytosol
Molecular function (GO): ATP binding; ATP hydrolysis activity
Source: RefSeq, a predicted model, not a curated record